This is a messenger RNA of Lethenteron reissneri (Far Eastern brook lamprey), 3558 nucleotides long. Its product is annotated as CUB and zona pellucida-like domain-containing protein 1. The record is from RefSeq and is a predicted model, not a curated record. NCBI's taxonomy places the organism in Eukaryota, Metazoa, Chordata, Hyperoartia, Petromyzontiformes, Petromyzontidae.
UAUUCAAAUUCGGGGGACGAGGGGAGGAAACACAACACAGAGCCGUCACCGUCCUGUCCACACCUCGUGUUUUUUGAGUUAUUGAAUUUGCCACGUCACGUGGUGCGAGCGAGCGAGCGAGCUCAAUAAUCGCUUCGCACACCCCCGAGAUUUACGAAUCACGGUGGUGGUGACGAUGAUGCGCGUCGUCUGUUGUUUAAAGGACAAGUUAGAGCAGAGGGUCGACCACACGUUGCCUGCCAAUGGGGAUGAUGCUGCCCCCCUCGUGGCUCGCCACUCACUGCCUCGUCGUCCUCUGCUUCGCUGUGCCUGCCACUGCAACAACCACAGUGCAGACCACAUCUGCCUCGCCCGGGCCCUGCCAGCCGAACCCUUGUAUCAAUGGGGGUGACUGCAGCACUGAUGGGGUGGACGCCGGGAGCUACAAGUGCCACUGCAAGCCCGGCUGGGUGGGCGACCGCUGUGAACACAUCGUAUCGCCCCACCUAAACUGCACCUCAAGUUACGUUGAGCUGCAGAUCUCAUUGAGUGUACUAGAAAACCUCCACCUCGACCCGGCCAACAUCCAUCUGGAGGACCCUUCGUGCCACGGUUCCUCAUCGGGGGAUUAUCUGAUUCUGCGCAGUAACCUGAAGGCCUGUGGCACCACAUCCGAGGCACACGGCGACACCAUUGUGUACACUAACUCUGCGUACGGCUACGUGACGGGGACCAGGGCUAAGAAACUGCGCAUUCCCAUGCACUGCUACAUCGGCUCCGAAGGGAAGGUCAUCGCGAGCUUUGCUCCCAGGGUGGUGGAUGAGUACAGCUCUGGCUCCUUCAACCUCAGCAUGGUGCUUUACACCAACCAGGCCUUCAGCCAGGCCGUCAACUCCUACCCAUUUGAGGUGGACCUCGGGUCCCCCAUCUACGUGGAGGUCCUGCUCAACUCCUUCGAUAACAACCUGCAGCUGCUACUGGAGACAUGCAAGGCAUCCCCCUACACAGGAGCCCCUGACAAUGCAUCUUACAUCAUCGUACAAAGCGGUUGUCAAGUGGACACGUCCUACGUGACCUACACCAGUGGGGACGACAAGAGGCAGCGCUUCAGCUUCCAGAGCGUCGAGCUAAACAGCAGUUCACAGCAGGUGUACUUGGAGUGCAACGUGCGUGUGUGCGACAAGUCGGACGUGAACUCACGGUGCCGGCGAGGGUGUGUGCGUUCCAAGCGGUCGGUGCGGGACGUCCGGGCCAGCGGCACUCGCCCUGAGCACAACGUGGACCUCUCCCAAGGACCGAUAUCGAUUCGCAAAAGGAGCACCGCUGCUAUUGCAGGUUCUUCAAGCAGCGUGCCAGUGGCAGCGUACGCGGUGCCAGCAGCCCUGGCUGGCGCGGCGGCAACCGCUUUGGUCAUCGGUCUCUUGAUAAAAUUAAAGUGUCUCCCGUGGAUCAGCGGUGCCCCGUAUAGUUUCAUAUAGGUGCACGCGAGCACCAGCACCUGCUAAGUCUGGUAUAGCAAGUCAAGUAGCAAGUGAGUAAUGGUGGGGCCCUAGGCUUAACACACUGUGUCCUGAUAUUCCCAGGAGUAUCCUCUUUUCGAGGUAAGAAACUAAAUAAGAAAACCGAUUUAGUAUCCCUCACGUAUCUAUCUCUCAACAUAACAAAAACAAGUUUUUUUCCCACAACCCAGCACAAGCCGCACGGCUUUGUGUGAAUGCCUUAUUUUGGCGGUAUCGUUUAAAGGCAAGGAAAAUGUGGACUGGUUGCGAUAUACAGUGUCUGAUCAGCAGUGUUCAGGCUUGCUUAUUUGAAUCAAUACUGGUGAACUACCGAUUUUACAGGCAAGGACCCUGCCAUUAUAAUAUGGGGAUCUUAUUGUGGUAGCUGCUGCUGCUGUCCUGGGAAAUCUACGAGUCUUUUCAGGACUUUAAAUGUCCAGGUUUUUGUAAAUUGUGGAACAAUUCACCAGGUCACAAGACAAAUCAUUUACAUGAAGUGCAUCCCCCUGUUGCGGUGUUGUGAGAUAUUCAUUUUCCCAUGAGGUAUGCUGUUUUCUUGUACCUAGGAAGUGCUCAACCCUAUGGAGGCCAACUUCAUGCAGAUCUAUACUGUCAGGUUUCGCUUGUCAAGUGUCGAUUUCGGCUUACGGUCCCAGCAAUUAUUUUCGGCUGAGUUAAUAUGGGGAGGCCCAGGUGAUGUUUAAAUAACAAUUGCCCACCCACUGUCUGUGGCCGGGAGUUGCACCCAAAUGGUCAGCAUUCCAGUUGCAGAUUGCUACCAGCUCUGCUGUUGCUCUCCCAGCCAAUCAGAGAGAUCUUGCCUGGACUGCCCCACACCUCCUCACCCCCUCGUAUGCCAUGCCAACCUUAAUAGGUGCUCACUUGUCCCAAAAGGUUAUAUCAAGAGAUGGGUUUUUUUUUUCUCUUGGAGAGAGAUGCUUAUAUAGUGGGUCGGUAAACUUAAACUUUUCUAUCUGUAUGCUCAUCUUUUUCGUCUACACAUUAUAUACAGGUUAUAAUGAUUAUAUUAGACAUAAUUAAGUUUCUGAGCUCUGGUUGUGACAUGCAGAAGUUCAAACGGUUUGCACACGUAGGUUUUUUUUACAGAAUCACAAUUCUACAAAAGAGACAAUCGUGGGAAUUUCCCCGCACAGCAGCACCGACUGUAGUGGCUCGGAGACAGCAAAGUUGCGCCCGGCGUGUUAAGCAGAAGCGCAACAUGUGCCAGACACAAGCAUGUAAAUGUCAUGACUACGACUGCCAAUAAUAGUGCUACCAUUAGCCCCAAGUCAGUAACCGUGACGCCACCGUGGGUGAGUUAUUUCCCUCGCCUGGUAUGCAGAAACACGUGGGUUCGAUCCCAGACCCUGUCGAUACUUGGAUAUUUGGAGUUCACAAAUUCUCUCUCUGGGGUGGAUACGUAGAUUUUUCUCGACAUCCUCUGAUUUUCCCCUCCACACAAACACAUGUUUAGAUUAUUUGGCUACUACUAUAAAUUCCCACAUGUGAUUAUUAAAGCCAGUUCGGUGAGCUGUCACGUGUGGCCAGGUCGCCUAUGAAAAAGAACUCACAGCUCAUUGGGCUUUAGCUGGUACAUCAAUUUUAGUUUAUGUCAGGGCAGCUUUACUUUUGUACGUGCGUAUGUAUGUUGACGGUAAAGCAAUAUUCGUGAAUAGUGGACCUUUUUCUGACCACAGUUGGCACAACACAACAUGACGCAGAGUCAAUGGUGGUGGUGAAUCGCACUGCGAUUAAAUGUUUACGGCAACUUAAUCACAAAAUAAAUAUUUAGCUAUAUUGCCACGUAGUGAUUUUCAGAAAUACGGUAUUAAUUCAGGGCUGGGGGACAUGGGAAGUAAGAUCUGUCAUAAUUGUCGUCUCCCUUCGCAUUGAAUAACCCAAUUAAAGCAUGUUUUAUGAGCACAUACUCUUGGUUUAAUAUUGUGUUUUGUCAUUGAGAGUGCUCGUGAAUGGUACAAUGAAUGCACACCUGUGGGUUAAAGAUGCCAAGCAUUCUGUACAUAUUGACGGUUUUGUGUUUUUACUGACUGAUUAAACGUGUCCUUUUGGUGUAACCAUG